AUUCAGUUGCAAUUUAGUCGCUGAUAGUCCCGUAUUCCCAUUUCAUUUCCAAUCGAGCCAAAAUGCAAAAGCAACUACCAAUGUUUCGAGUGCUGCUGUGCCAGCUUCUGGUGCUGCUGGUGCUGCUGUUACCGGCGCCCGGGGCUGCUGUCCAGUUCACAUUACCCGAUGUACUGGACUCUGUGGGCAGUGUUGGUCGCGGCAUUGUCAAUUCCAAUGUGCUGCCCACCCCACAGGGUUUAUUGGAUGGUAGCAAGCAGUUGAUUGCGGGCUACCCCUUCGAGUUUGUGUCCACUUCGAUCAAUUCUUUAUGCUCCACAGCGUUGUCCUCUCAAACCAUCAAGUCGAAGGUGACGCCGAACAUAGAAGAGAUGAACUUUCAGCUGAGGACAGCCUGCAAUAAAUACAACUAUCCACUGCUGAAGGCCGAUGGAAUGUGGCGCAGUCCCGAGUUCGAUGCUAAGAAGAAGGUCGUCAUUAUGGCGACUGGCUGGACAACAACCAUUAAUGAUACCGACGCCAUCGAUCUGAUAUCCCAAGCCUACAACUGUCGCGGCGAUGUGAACUUUGUGGCAGUGGAUGCGGCCAGCUUUGUGGAUACUCUUUACACUUGGUCCGCUUUCAACACCGAGGAAAUAGGCCAGAGCAUUGCGAAGGGUCUGGUUCGGUUGCUGGAAAUAGUGCCGGUGGAAAAUAUACAUCUGAUUGGGCACAGUCUGGGGGCGCAUAUUGUGGGUGCUGCGGGCAGACACCUCCAGCUGUUGACGAACAAAACUCUCCCACGCAUCACCGGCCUGGACCCCGCAAAGCCCUGCUUCAACGAGGGUGAGGUGCUGUCGGGUCUGCUGCGCGGCGAUGCCAAAUUCAUCGACGUCAUACACAGUAAUCCGGGAGUUCUAGGCAAGCGGGAUCCCCUCGGCGAUGUCGACUUCUAUCCUAGUGGACUCAGCCCCCUACCCACCGGCUGCCUUUCGGUAACCUGUGCCCAUGCCAGGGCCUGGCGCUACUAUGCCGAGACCAUAUUUCCAGGAAACGAACGCAACUUUCUGGGCAAGCGCUGCAGUUCGCUAACAAGUCUGCGAGAGAAUCGCUGCCCGGGAAUUGCACAGCCUAUGGGCUAUGCUGUGCCGCACGACUUGCGGGGCAACUAUUUUCUGGAGGUGAACGCCAAGGAGCCUUUUGGCUUACAAGGCUCAACCACACGUGCCGCCCGGCACGCCGAUUGCGGUGUAUGCCCGAAAAAAUAAUAGUUAUGUGUUUACCUUCGAAGACUCGAAUAUUAUAUAUUUUAUAUAAGAAAUUUGUGACUAUCUUAAGUUGAAGAAAAUACAGAUCAGCCCACAUUGUGUGUUUUGGUGAUUCGUA
This is a messenger RNA of Scaptodrosophila lebanonensis, 1365 nucleotides long. Its product is annotated as vitellogenin-1-like. Gene Ontology annotation, molecular function: lipase activity. Gene Ontology annotation, biological process: lipid metabolic process. The record is from RefSeq and is a predicted model, not a curated record. The coding region runs from base 63 to 1247 and encodes 394 amino acids. The transcript is spliced from 3 exons. NCBI's taxonomy places the organism in Eukaryota, Metazoa, Arthropoda, Insecta, Diptera, Drosophilidae.